ACCACACCACAAACAAACCCCAUAACACAAAAAGCUCUAAACUUUAUCAAAAUUGUGGGAAAACUAACCAACCCCACAUAGCAAAUAUUUCAUAUUUCUCUUCUUCUUCUUCUUCUUCAUCAUCUUUUUCUUGAGCUUUUUCCAUUGAAAUAGUCAUGGAUAUUGAGAAUGAAAUAAGGCUAUCAAAAUUCAAAAAAAUAUGUGUUUUUUGUGGAAGUAGUCCUGGAAAAAAGACUAGUUAUAAAGAGGCUGCUAUUGAACUUGCUGAAGAAUUGGUUGCAAGGAACAUUGAUUUAGUUUAUGGAGGAGGAAGUGUUGGUUUAAUGGGUUUAAUUUCACAAGCUGUUUAUGAUGGUGGUCGUCAUGUUCUUGGAGUAAUUCCCAAGACACUCAUGCCUAGAGAGAUAACAGGAGAAACAGUUGGAGAAGUAAAGGCAGUAGCAGAUAUGCACCAAAGAAAAGCAGAGAUGGCUAAACAAUCCGAUGCUUUCAUUGCUUUACCUGGUGGCUAUGGAACUCUUGAAGAGCUUCUAGAAGUGAUAACUUGGGCUCAACUUGGAAUCCAUGACAAACCGGUGGGAUUGUUGAAUGUGGAUGGAUACUACAACUCAUUGUUGUCAUUCAUUGAUAAAGCUGUUGAAGAAGGCUUCAUUAGCCCAACUGCACGCCAUAUAAUUGUCUCUUCUCCUUCAGCCAAAGAAUUAGUCAAGAAAAUGGAGGAGUAUUUUCCGCGCCACGAAAUUGUUGCUUCUAAGCUAAGCUGGGAAAUGGAACUUAGGAUACUCUCCAAAAUUGGAUAUCUCAAGAUGAAUAAGAGAACAAAAUAUAUGAUGAUGAUGAUGAUGAUGAUGGAAAUGGACUAAUUUUAGAUGAGUACACACAUUGUUCAAGUGGCAAUUUGUUUCUUUUUCUUCUUCUUAUUAUUAUGUUGUUCACUUCUUUAAUUUAGUGUAAACUUUAAAAGCUUAAUUGACCCCUUAAAGUAACUAUGUAGCUUUGAUUCCA
This is a messenger RNA of Cannabis sativa, 1005 nucleotides long. RefSeq names its product cytokinin riboside 5'-monophosphate phosphoribohydrolase LOG1. NCBI's taxonomy places the organism in Eukaryota, Viridiplantae, Streptophyta, Magnoliopsida, Rosales, Cannabaceae. Gene Ontology annotation, biological process: cytokinin biosynthetic process. Gene Ontology annotation, cellular component: nucleus; cytosol. Gene Ontology annotation, molecular function: hydrolase activity, hydrolyzing N-glycosyl compounds. The record is from RefSeq and is a predicted model, not a curated record.